This is a messenger RNA of Ostrinia nubilalis (European corn borer), 4463 nucleotides long. RefSeq names its product laminin subunit beta-1-like. The record is from RefSeq and is a predicted model, not a curated record. The coding region runs from base 570 to 2621 and encodes 683 amino acids. The transcript has a single exon. NCBI's taxonomy places the organism in Eukaryota, Metazoa, Arthropoda, Insecta, Lepidoptera, Crambidae. Gene Ontology annotation, cellular component: laminin trimer. Gene Ontology annotation, biological process: cell migration; basement membrane assembly; substrate adhesion-dependent cell spreading.
GAAGUGGCCACAUUUAUUAAUCCUGUUAAUACUACAUUAUCACUUUUUAAAUUGAGUGCCAUAGUACCUACUGUAUAGUUCAGUUUUAGUCAUUUUUGAAAGAUGUAGUAUGACUGCGUCUAAUCUACACUCAACAUCAAGUAAACCGCACCUUCCGCGACGCGCACUUUAAAGAUUUUCUUCUGACACAAUCAUGGUACCCCAACAAUAUUGGUGUUAUUUAAAAGCCCAAUAAAUAUCCUUAAAGAAAAACACAUUUCAUUUCUAAAUAAAUGAUUAACAUAUACCAUAAAUGUGACUUGAAAAUAGACCUCACUUUGGGCUCACCUCUGGGAUCAAUUAGACCAAUUUUUAUGGUUAUAAAACCAAAUAAUGAUAUCACGUAUCCUCUUUAACAGAUGGAUAGCAAUUAAUCCCAACUUAACAGUUUUAUAGUCAUAAAAAUGGCUCAAGCGUAACUACCUAUUUUUUGAAGAAGUGACUCUGGAUCCUUCUAAAGACACAUUUUUGGGGUAAAAACCUUUCCUUUAAUGAAAUGAAGUUUAGAACUAGGCUUUCAAAUUGUACCAAUGUUGGUGGGAAGUGGACGUUUGAUAAGUGCUUGUCGCGGAAGGUGCGAUUUAUUUGAUGCCGAGUGUAUAUUAGUAAAACGACCGUUACCAAUAGACUAUGAUUCACCUUGUGCAAAUGUGCGUCCCGAAGAUGAUACAGUAUCAACAAGUUUGCCUGCUAAUCAACGUAGUGUUUUGGUUACGCCGCCAGUGUGCUUAGAAAAGGAUAAAGAUACAGAAAUAAGGAUAUAUUUAAGUAGACAAGAUGGAUGUAAAGAAGGAUAUGCCGGUCUUCUUUGUGAUGUAUGCGCUGAUAACUACUUUGGAGACCCUAUUAAAAGAACCUGUGAAAAAUGCGAGUGUAAUGAUAAUACUGAUAUUACAAAACCUGGUAACUGUGAUCCUUAUACUGGUAAAUGUUUACAAUGCUUACACAUAAUACAGCAGGUGACCAUUGUAAAGUUUGUCAAGAAGGAUAUUACGGUAAUGCAGUCGAAAAAGCUUGUUAUAAGUGUAACUGCUCUGUUCUUGGAACAAACUUUACCAGAGGAAAUUGUGAUGGUAUCACAGGUCAAUGUCCAUUGUCCAUGUUUCAACAAUGUUAAAGGUGUAAAUUGUGAUCAAUGCACAGAUAAUCACUGGCGAAUAGCAGUGGGAACAGGGUGUGACCCUUGUGAAUGUGAUCCUAUAGGAUCUUUAUCACCUCAAUGUAAUCCCUAUAUUGGAAAAUGUGAUUGUAAACCUGGUCAUGGAGGAAGACAAUGCGAUCAGUGUCAGGAAAAUCACUGGGGUGACCCGAAUUUGGAAUGUCAUGAAUGUGAAUGUGACUUACGUGGAUCUAUAUCACAACAAUGUAUGAGAGAAAAUGGAUCAUGUAUAUGUAAGCCUGGUAUUGGCGGAUACAAUUGUGACUUAUGUGCUCGAGGUUACCUUGGAGAAGCUCCCGAUUGCUACGCCUGUGGAGAAUGUUUCGAUAACUGGGAUCGCCUUAUUAAUGAUUUACGUAUCCAAACUGAUUAUGCUAUCGGAAAUGCCAGCAAAAUAAAAGUCGUAGGUGCUACAGGUGCUUACACUAGAGAUUUUGAUGAAAUGACUAAGAAGUUAGCGGAAGUAGAAAACAUGCUUCAAAGCGCUAAAAUGGGGCAAACAACAGUUAAAGACCUUUUAUCAAAUAUCAGUAGCUUACAAGAUCAACUAACGUCAGUAGAACAUAAAGUUAAAGAUGCCAAUGAUAAUCUCAAUGACAUAACAUCAAAAAUCAAUUUAGGCAACGUCACAUUAGAUGGACUAAGAAACAACAUUCAAAACUUGAAAGGUAAGACCAUUGAACUUGGCAGCAAUGCAACGAAAUUGCAAGAGGCCAAUCUAGACGGCGCCCUAAACUUAACUAGAGAAGCAAAACAAAUAGCUGUCAAAGCAUCAGAUGAAGCAGAAGGAGUACAAACAAUAAUUGCUAAUACCGAUAGGCAAAUCAAAAAUACAGACAGGUUAAUUGAAUUGCAGUAUACAAACUUUAAUAAUACACAAAAUGAAAAUGAUAAAAAGCUAGAUGAUAUUCAGAGUCAACUAUCAGAUCUGGAAUCACAUUUGCCUAAGCUAAACGAAAAAAUGUGUGGUCAAGAAAGUGAUAGCUGUGACAUUUGUGGAGGCGCCGGUUGUAGAAAAUGCGGCGGAAUAUCUUGUGACCAAGGAGCUGUUACAAAAGCGGAACAAGCAUUAGAUUUUGCCAAUAAAACUGAACACAGAAUCAAAGAACAUGAAUUAACAGCAGAAGACCUAUUUAGAUCAGUUUCGCAAGUAAAACAAGAUGCCAUAGUGGUUCGUUCAAGAGCAAACGACUUAUUUAAUAGAGCUAACGAUUUCAAAUCAUCAGCUGAACGCAUAACCAAUGAAAGUUUAGAACUUACUUCCGAGUUAAAAGAGGUCUUAUCGAAUACAUCUAACACUCCGGCCGAUGUAAGGACUUUAGCGCAAGAUAUACUCAAAUUAUCUAUUAGCAUAGAAUCCAAAGAAAUUACUGAAUUAUCACAUCGAAUUAACUCUACUGUAUCGCAACUAACAAACAUAUAAAACAUCAUAAUUGAAACAAAGCCAGACUUAGAAAGAGCCAAAGCGUUAAAACUGAAUGCUACUGUGGUGAAUCAAUCGGCAAAUCUGACAUUAAAAAUGGCUAUUAAAGUUUUGGAGGCUUUGGAUGAAGCUCAAGCUGCACAAGAUGCUGCAGAAAAUGCAAUUAACAAAGCUAAGAGUGACAUUGAUGCAGCCAAAGCAGAUUUAGUUUCAAUAGCUAUGGAGACAGAGCAAGCACAAAAGAAAACGAAUGAAACAAAAGAUGAAGUUGAAGGCCUACGACUCCGUCUUUCAGGUUUACAGAAAGAUAUCCUAAAAAUAGAAAGUGAUGCAGAAUAAGUCAAGCAGGAGGCAAACGAUGUCGUUAAUAGAGCUGAAAUGGCCGAACAAAAGGCAAGACAGCUUAGACAAGACUUCAAACAGACUAACAUGUCCCUUGCAGAGCGCGCAAGUCAGACAUCAAAUUCUAGAGAGCGAGCGCAGCUUUUACUAAACCGUGCUACAAAACUCGCUAGCGAGACACAGUCGCAACUUAAAGUGCUAGCUAACAAGACAUGGAAGAGCUGUAUAACGAUCAUAACGCCCAACUUAACACUCUAGAAAAGGAAAUAGGGGAGCUUAACACUCUAAUGAAUUACUACCUUUCGGAAAUCACAAAGCGUUCUGAUCAUUAAUACUACAUUAUCAGUUUUUAAAUUGAGUGCCAUAGUACCUACUGUAUAGUUCAGUUUUAGUCAUUUUUGAAAGAUGUAGUAUGAUUGCGUCUAAUCUACACUCAACAUCAAAUAAACCGCACCUUCCGCGACGCGCACUUUAAAGAUUUUCUUCUGACACAAUCAUGGUACCCCAACAAUAUUGGUGUUAUUUAAAAGCCCAAUAAAUAUCCUUAAAGAAAAACACAUUAAAUAGACCUCACUUUGGGCUCACCUCUGGGAUCAAUUAGACCAAUUUUUAUGGUUAUAAAACCAAAUAAUGAUAUCACGUAUCCUCUUCAACAGAUGGAUAGCAAUUAAUCCCAACUUAACAGUUUUAUAGUCAUAAAAAAUGCCUCAAGCGUAACUACCUAUUUUUUGAAGAAGUGACUCUGGAUCCUUCUAAAGACACAUUUUUGGGGUAAAAACCUUUCCUUUAAUGAAAUGAAGUUUAGAACUAGGCUUUUAAAUGGUGCCAAUAUUGGUGGGAGGGAUGCAUACGUUUGAAAGUGCUUGUCGCGGAAGGUGCGAUUUAUUUGAUGUCGAGUGUAUAUUAUGUCCGAAUACUUAUGUAUAAUAAUGUAAUGUUAUGUAAUAUUUCAUUUUUUUUAAUAACUUAUGUAUAGCCCGACCAGGAACAUAAAAACCCCCGCCAAGUUGCGGAAAACUAAUGGUACUAAUUUCUCUUAAUGGCAACAGUAACUAAAAACUGCAUUGACAUGUCACCUUGCAUGUCAAUAAUUUAACUGUCUAUUGCUGUCAAAGUGUAAACAAACUUUAUUUUAAAUGUGUGCAAUUGAUUUUGUGAAUUAAAUUGCUAAAAACUUUUUAUAGCCGUGAAAGAAAAGUGGUUCACAAUGUGUUAAGGUCUUUGUCGAAGAGAAAUACUAAGGGUUCGGACAAUAUUUUCAUUGAAUAAUGUUUCCGACAAAGGUUGUCAAAUUGACUGACACAUUUAUCGUAUAGUACAGCCACUAUGAAAAUUAGCUGUGGUUUGUUUCAACUACCUAUUUUAAAGUUUUUUGUCACUUUGUAAGUGUUGAAUUUUAUGGAAUUGGGAAAGAGUACAGAGUUUGAAGCGUUCAUGAGCAAACAUUGUAGUUCUGAAUUUGAUUAUUGAUGAAUAAUAAAAUAAAUCCUACUAGCUCGA